UAUACGUGAUAGCUUACGAUACGGGCCAAUGAAAAAUUGACACGCGCGGAAUACAACUAUAAGACGAUUAUCUACACAAGCCAAAUAGUCGAAGUUUGAUUUGAGGCAUUCCGUGGUAUUUCUAGUUUAAUAAGUUCUUAUUUAAUUAAUUAAAAAUGAUAUUUUUAUCAGAAACGAUACCAUUACUAUUAUCUUUAAUAAGUUUAUUUUUCGUAGGAUCUACAACAGCCAAAGGAACUAAAUAUGUAACAUAUGGAUCAGUUAUUAAAUUAAUGAACGUUGACUUCAAUGUAAGAUUACAUUCUCAUGAUAUCAGAUAUGGGAGUGGUAGUGGACAACAAUCAGUGACAGGUAUAGAAGUUAAAGAGGAUGGUAAUUCGUACUGGCUUGUAAAAGCAGAAUAUAAAAAACAAUAUAUUCGUGGGAAGCCGAUUAAAUGCGAUGAUAUAAUUAGAUUAGAACAUGUAGCAACAAAAAAGAAUUUACAUUCGCAUUUAGUUACUUCUCCAUUGAGCGGUAAACAAGAGAUAUCUGCUUUCGGGGAUUACAGAAGACCAAGCGAUAGCGGAGACAAUUGGCAAAUAAUAUGCCAAACUGAUUUUUGGGAGAGGAAUGAUACGGUCAUGUUGAAGCAUGUUGAUACAAAUGCGUAUUUAUCCAUUAGUGGGAGAUCAUAUACCCAUCUUGUUGGUCAAAUGGAAGUAAUAGGUGAUUAUUCGCAUAAUAGUCAACAUUUGCAAUGGAAAACUAUGGAAGGCUUAUUCGUACAUCCAGCUGAUUUUAAAGCACAUCAUUUCGAACACACAGAGUUAUAAAUAUUCAUCAUGUAGAAAUAAUUGUUUCAAGUAAGUAAAGAAAUCUAUUUAUUAUGUCAAUCUAUGAUGUGAAAUACUUGUAGAAUAUGCGACAGAUAUUACUCAUUGUCUUAAUCAUGCGCAUAAAUUUAUUACAAAACGAAUGGAAAAAAAAAUAAAUAUUAGGAAAAAACA
Polistes canadensis is the source of this 989-nucleotide messenger RNA. RefSeq names its product stromal cell-derived factor 2-like. The record is from RefSeq and is a predicted model, not a curated record. The transcript is spliced from 4 exons. NCBI's taxonomy places the organism in Eukaryota, Metazoa, Arthropoda, Insecta, Hymenoptera, Vespidae. The coding region runs from base 156 to 815 and encodes 219 amino acids.